AUGGUAGGACGUGGGUACCCAGAGUUGUGCCGGGGAGAGGGGUCAAGCCCAAGCAGGGACGAGCGGGAAGUGGUGGCGCAACCAGAGCCGCCGCUAGGAGAACAUGGCGGGGGAGUGAGGCGAGCCACCAGCAGCUCCCGGUGUUGUUACCCGGGUGCGCCCCGCCCACUUCCGCCCCCGCGCCAACCGCCGCGCGCGGACGGCGCCAGCACCGCCCCUCUCCGCCGCGCCCCGCCAAUCGCGGCGGAGCGGCGGCCUCUCUGCCCUCGCUCCAGCCAAUCGAAAGCGACACAAACACUCGGGGCCACGCCCCCUGGGGGCCGCCCAAUCCGGGCAGGCCCGCCCCCGGUCUCCGAGUCACGGGCUCGCAGUGCGCGGCGGGCAGGCGGCGCCCACCGGCCAAUCGGGAUCCGCGCGAACCGCCGAGGCCACACCUCCCCGGGCCCCUCAGCCAAUCGCGGGAGACGUAAACAGGCGUCGGCGCGCCCCCGGAGGGCGGGGGCAGCGGGCGGGCACGCGUAGCUCGCCAUGGAGGAGCCGGGCCCGGCCGCCGCGCCGCCGGAGGGGCGGGGGCGGGACGAGCGGAGCCUGGAGGCGCUCAGCCUGGCCGGCGGCGGAGGGGCGGCGGUGGCGGGCCGGCAGCUGUCGGAGGGGCGGCGGGCGACGCUGGCGAGCGCCCUGGAACUGGAGGGGACGGUGCUGCGCGAGGGGCGCCUCACCCAGUUCGUGGCCAACAACCUGGAGCGGCGGAUCCGGCUGAGCGGCGCCCCGCGGGGCGAGCCUGCGGCGGGGGGCGGCGGGUCCUCCAUCCCCGCCAUCGACCCCGGGGCGCUGCAGGACGUGGUGGCCCUGGCCGGGCAGGUGGCGGCGCAGGUGGACGAGCUGCUGCGGAACGUGCACUGCGGGCUGCAGGCGCUGACGGCGCUCAGCGUCGGCUGCAUCCAGACCUACCGCGACGGCGUGGAGAGCCUGGGCGAGGCGGCCGACCUCAGCAUCCGCGCCAUGUACGCGCUGGUGGCGCGCUGCGAGGAGCUGGACCGCGCCAUGCAGCCCGUGCCCGCCCUGGCCAAGCGCAUCCGGGACAUGAAGGGCACGCUGGAGCGGCUGGAGGGGCUCUGCAAGUAGCUGCUCCCGCCGCCGCUGCUGCCGUGCCGGCAGCGGGGCCUGGGGCCGCUGCUGCCGCUCCGGCGGCCCCGCGGCUCGCGGUGUCCGCGGCUCCCGCCUGCACAUCCUCGCUCGCUCUCCCCGUGCGGGACUUGCCGGCAGCAGUGGCCAGAUCGCCUGUGUUGGUCCGGACGAAGGGAGAUUUUUGCGGCGGACGAAGGAGAAAGUCCCGGUUGAAAACCGCGGGGUACAUGGCAGAUGGUGCUUUUUAGCUUCAGCUCCAUUAAAGAAUUUGGAUUCCACAUGCCUUACGCUUUCUAUUUAUUGAGGGCUAAGAGAAACUAAUGAGUCUUGAUUAAAAGUAGCUCUUAAUUUUUUUUUUUUAAUCAAAGUCAAAAUUCUUUUGAGUACCUGCUUGAUGCUUACAGGCAUCUGUGCUUAUUUGUAGUUGAUUUGGAGUCUGAAGAGUAAUUCUCUCACCUAUGUUUUCACAGCAAAUAAACUCACUGAACACCCUGUUUCUUACAGGACACAGUGUUAAGAUAAGAGUAAGUUUAAUACAUAUAGCAAAAACACUUGUUUUCUGAGAAGAGUAUAAAGUCCAUGGAAGAUAAUUGAGAUUCAGAUAAGAACUAAUCAUAAGCAAAGUUCCAAAUAAAUGCUUUCAGAUGAAAUGUGCUUUGCCUCUAUUAAUCUUUACAGUUUUCACGGUGUAAAAGUUUAAAUGGCAUCACUGUGAAAUGAUCCUGUUAUUUUGUAGUUUGCUUUUUUGUUUUUUUGGGGUUUUUUUUCUUUCCAGUUGGGAAAAUAUUUAAUUACAUGAGGAAUACAAGUACAUGAUGACAUUAUGUGGGUGUAUGAUUGACAUAAAAUGACUGCUUUGGAAUAAUUUGUGUAACUUGAGGCUUUUGUAUAUGCAUCACAGUGUGCAGAAGUGGUUUUGCUAUAUCAGGGAGUGUUUCCUCUGAGACCUGAAAGCUGAAUUCUCUGCUUGCUGAUGUUCUUAUUAAAAAGCCUCUUCGGUGAUGCUCUUAGCAAUCUGUUUAGGUCGCAGAUGUCCCUGUAACAAAAUUUCAGCAGAAAAAUGAUCAAUAGUCUUAUGUAAGUGUAAUAGUGCUUUUGGUGACCAGGGGCUCAUAAAAACACUGGAAUGAAGGUAGCCAGAAAUACUGCUCUAGUCCUGUGCCUGUGGUUGAGGAGCAGACAGGUUUACGAUGGGCAGAACUGCUACCCCACCGUAGUUCCUCAGAAAUGCCAGGUGAGGGAUGGACACUGUGAUACCCUGUGCUUCUGCAUGCAGACAAUACUGAAUUAUAACAAAAUCAUUCAUGUUUGUGCCACCCUGCUUUGCACGAUGCCAGUCUCUGGCCUGUUUUGAGCCCCUCGGCGUGGCCAUGUCUUUCCCCCGGCACAGGGGAGUGUUUCAUGUGUGGCCUUGUAGCCCUAGCAACGGGAUGAGACUGGAAUUGGGCUGUGCCCAGGUAGGGCUCUCUCUGCCAUUGUGUGCUGGGGAAUAGCUGUGGCUCCAGGAGGGGACCAGAGACCUAACAGAAGUUAGGGGGAAGAAAAAGAACUGAACUGCUGCUGCAUCCCAUGGGCCUAGAAGACUAAAGAUUGCUUAAUACCACAGCAGCAGCAGCAGCUGCACUUUUAAUAGUUUUGUUAUUCCUGGGAAAGUUUGAACUCGUCUAUUAUGCAGAUGCAGUAGUUUUGCUAAGUGUGUUUGGUUUACGCCAAGAGCGAACACCAAAGGUUGAUCUUGCACAAUUUGUGAGCACUGUUGAAAUGUACAGGAAAGACUUGCAAGCUUAUUUGUGUAGCCACAUAUGUACAGCUACUCUUCACUCACACAAGCCAAGGUGAAGCCUUUAAAGUGUUUCAGUACACUCUUGGGUUUUGAUAGUCUUUCAUUUGCAGUCAUCUUCAUUCAAUGCUAAUUCCCUACUAAAAUUGUUGAGUCUGUAGAAUAAAGUUAUUACUUUUAUGUUUUUAA
Molecule: messenger RNA, 3097 nt
Organism: Passer domesticus (house sparrow)
Lineage: Eukaryota; Metazoa; Chordata; Aves; Passeriformes; Passeridae
Gene: BORCS6
Product: BLOC-1 related complex subunit 6
Biological process (GO): lysosome localization
Cellular component (GO): BORC complex
Source: RefSeq, a predicted model, not a curated record